AUGGCAGGUCUUACAAAACUAUUAAAUGGAUAUAUUCGUGAUAAAUCAAAUCAAAGAAUUGAUCUUGAUGAUGAAAAAUAUGAAGGAAAAGUAAUUGGUCUUUAUUUUAGUGCUCAAUGGUGUAGAGCAUGUGUUAAUUUUACUCCAAAAUUAGUUAAAUUUUAUAAAAAAUAUGCUGAUAAAAAAGAUUUUGAAAUUAUAUUUGUAAGUGCUGAUAAUGAUGAAGCAUCAUUUAAUGAGUAUUAUCAUGAAAUGCCUUGGCUUAAAUUCGAUUUCAAACAAGAAAAGAAAAUUGACAAAUUAAAAGAAAAAUUUGAUGUUUCCGGUUAUCCAACAUUAGUUUUACUUGAUGCUGAUACAGGAGAUAUUCUUUGUGAAGAUGCAAUUGAAUACAUUGAUAGUGAAGAUCCGAGAGGAAGAGAUUUUCCAUGGACAUCUGAUAAUUAA
Molecule: messenger RNA, 447 nt
Organism: Adineta steineri
Lineage: Eukaryota; Metazoa; Rotifera; Eurotatoria; Adinetida; Adinetidae
Source: the annotation of a GenBank genome assembly